This is a messenger RNA of Saccoglossus kowalevskii, 2761 nucleotides long. Its product is annotated as protein RRP5 homolog. Gene Ontology annotation, biological process: rRNA processing. Gene Ontology annotation, molecular function: protein binding; RNA binding. The record is from RefSeq and is a predicted model, not a curated record. NCBI's taxonomy places the organism in Eukaryota, Metazoa, Hemichordata, Enteropneusta, Harrimaniidae. Gene Ontology annotation, cellular component: nucleolus; small-subunit processome.
CAGGGUCAAUUUCCACUUAAGCUUUACAAACAAGGUAUGGAAGUAACAGGCACUGUGAUUGGAUACAGAGAUAUCAAAUUUAAUAAAUUUCUUCCUAUUAGUCACCAUAAUCUAAAAGAAUUUGGCUUGGAAAUAUCACUGAAAAAAAGCUAUUUACAAGAGAAUACUGGUACAGAGUCUGCCAACCAAGAGUUUGAAUAUACUAAAAACUUUGACAGUCUUCUUGAUAGAUUUAAAGAAGGGCAAAGCAUUUAUUGUUAUGUGGAAAAGUAUGAAAACAAAUUUCUUAGAGUGGAUAUAACACCCAGAAUGCGUGGAGUGGUUUAUUUUCUUCAUCUUUCCAAGAAUUGUCAUGACUUGUAUUCCCCUGAGAAACACUUUAAACCUGGACAGGCACAUAAAGCAUUGGUUAUGAAGAUUGAUAAACAGCACAAGAAAUUAGACCUGAGUCUAGAUGGGACUGUAUCUAAUGAUUUGAAAGAGGGCGCUGUUCAGAAUGGGUGGAUUACUCAUAAAUAUCCAACUGAACUUGGUGUCCAAUUAGCUGGUGGUAACCAUGGAAAUGUGUUUAUCACUGACAUCAAUGACAAAUAUUCUGAUGAUCCAAUAAAAAUGUUCAGAAUAAAUCAGUUUGUAAGAUGCUGUAUUCUGGACUGUAAAGAUGAAAAGCAUGUCACAUUAUCGUUACGUCAAUCAAGAAUAAAUCAUAAUAUUGUUUCUGUGCCGGAUAAAGAAAUUAGAAAUCUCUGUGAUUUGAGUGUUGGAGAUAUUGUUAAAGGAUAUGUAAAGGACUACUCUGAAGUUGGCGUAUUUGUCAGCCUAUCUAAAGAGUUGAAAGGUCGAAUUCAACUGAAAAAUUUGUCUUCAUAUUAUGUGAAUAAAUCUGCUGAAGCAUUUUAUUGUGGUAAACUAGUAACAGCCAAAGUUUUGAGCAUUGAUGUUGACAAUAGUAAAAUUGAACUGAGUAUUCAUCCGGAACACACUGGACUACCAGAUCAGCUAGAAAAGCGGUACAGAGGUAGUCUUAAAUGCGUGGGUGACAGUGAAAGAAGAAAAUAUGUUGAACAGAGAAAGAAGCAAAAAAGAAAGCGACAAGACUCUGAAGAAUCUGACAGUGGUAUUGAUGGUGUGUUGAAGGAUGCUGACUCAGACUCUGAAGUUGAGAUAAUCACUUCAAAAAUGAGCAACACGUCUAAAGUUGCUCGGUUAGAACUAGCAGGCUUUUCAUGGGAUGAUAAAACAUUCACUGCAAAUUUAACACAAAGUGCUAAAGAAAUGUCAGGUGACAGUGACAGUGAAGAUGAUGAUACAAAUGAAGAGCCACUGAAAAAGAAAACAAAGAAAGAAAGACAGCAAGAAGAAAAAGAAGAAGAAAAGUUUCUUUAUAGAACUGAGUUGUCACUCAUGGAUCAAGACAGAGCACCAGAAAAUGUUGAUGACUUUGACCGGUUGGUACUGAGUUCUCCAGAUAGUUCCAUGAUUUGGAUACGAUACAUGGCAUUUUAUUUGCAUACUACAGACAUAGAUAAAGCAAGGGCAGUUGCAGAGAGAGCACUGAAGACUAUCUCAUUCAGAGAGGAGCAAGAGAAAUUGAAUGUGUGGGUUGCAUAUUUAAAUUUAGAGAAUCUCUAUGGUACUAAUGAGACCCUGGUAAAGUUGUUUGAACGAGCGCUUCAAAUGUGUGACCCUCUAAAAGUCUUCAGAUCUAUGAUUAACAUAUACACCAAGACUCAGAAACUAGAGGAAGCUGAACAGCUGUAUAGCACUAUGGUCAGAAGAUUCAACUUUCACAAAGAUGUUUGGGCCAGUUAUGGAAUGUUUUUAAUGAAAAGUGGAAAACUGGAUGCUGCCCGGAAAAUUAUGCAGAGAAGCUUUAAGAGCUUAGAUAAAUCCGAUCAUGUGGAAAUUAUAGUGAAAUUUGCACAGUUUGAGUUCAAAUUUGGUGAGCCAGAGAGAGGACGUACUAUGUUUGAGAAUGUGUUAAGCAACUAUCCGAAGAGGACUGAUAUCUGGUCAAUAUAUAUUGAUAUGGUAAUCAAGCAGGGUCACAUUGACGCUAUCAGGCAACUAUUUGAAAGGGUAAUCCACCUUAAUCUUUCCCCAAAAAGGAUGAAGUUCUUUUUUAAGAGAUACUUGGAAUUUGAGAAGAAAUAUGGAGAGGAAAGCACAGUUGAAAAUGUAAAGCAGAAAGCUAUGCACUAUGUUGAGUCAAAAGUCAGCAUUUCAGAAUCUUCCUGAGAUGUAUCAAAAUAUCCAACCCAGUCUGCCGGAAAUUUGAUUUGUCUAUUCCUACAAACCCACUCAAACUUAUGUAUGGAAUUAAAGAAGAAAUUUUGUUUGUUUAUACAGUAAUGUAUCAUACACAUUGAUGUCUUGUGUAACCUAAAACUUGUUUAUCUUUGGUUUGUUUAUGUCGUUAUAGACAACUCACUUUACAAUAAAGACAAUAAGUGUACUUGAAUGAAGUGACACACUGGGAUGUAACUUUAUUUAAAAAAAAAUAAUAAUAAAUGAAUAUUCUUCUGAAGUUAGUUGUGUAUGUAGAUUUAACAUACUAGAAACCUUGAUCUUGUGGACCUUAAUUUUAGUUUUCUGAGAGACUUGAUUGUUAAAAACAAUUCAGCGCACAAUGUAUGCUUAUUAUACAUUCAGCAGAGACAAGAUAAAGAAAUGCUGAUUACACUUGCAAAUGUAUUUGCUGUGUCACUGAAUGGAGGAAAAGUGGUAAACCUUGGAAAUAAAAACUACUAAUAUAGCAAAA